Molecule: messenger RNA, 165 nt
Organism: Dovyalis caffra
Lineage: Eukaryota; Viridiplantae; Streptophyta; Magnoliopsida; Malpighiales; Salicaceae
Source: the annotation of a GenBank genome assembly
AUGGAAAAAGCCAUGUGGUGGACGGACAGGAUCGCUUCACAUGGAAGAGAUUCUUUGGUGCAAGUGCCAUGGCCUGUGGAUGAUGAGAAAGAAGAGGCAAAGAUUCGGAAGACAAUUAAGAGAAUUCUUUCAUCUUUGGGCCUUUCUGGGCAUGCGAAACCAUAA